UCGCAAAACCCUUACAGACACUCGCUUUGAGUCCCUGGGCGAUUCAAAUUUUCAACCAAAAUUUCAACAUCAAUCUAUCAAUCAACGCACGGAGAUCCAAAUCUGUAAGUUCAAUUCCUACUAAUCAUCAGGGUUUCAGAUUCCAUUAAUUUUCAGUAGUUUCUUGAUUUCAUCAGAGCUAGGGUUUUUCCUUCGCUUGUAAACCCUAAUUCUGUAAAAAUGUUCGGAACAAACUUCUCAAUGACUUCAUCACAAACUCAAUCUUCCCCAUUUUCAUCACCUUCUCCGUUUUCAUUCGGAACUGCCGCUGCCUCCUCCUCACCAUUUUCAACUACGCCUUCCACUGGAUUAUCCUUUGGAACUACAACAUUUGGUUCGUCUACUCCUUCAACAAAUCUAUUCUCAGGAGGAGGAGGAGGAUUUCAACAGCCUUCCACAACUUCAAACAAUUUAUUUGGUUCUUCUACUGCUACUACAACCCCUAGCUUUGGGAAUACCACCACUUCUCCUGCACCUGCAUUUGGGUUUCCAACAACAACAACAGCACCUGCAAGCGGUGGUUCUUCGUUGUUUGGUUCCACAGCACCUGCAUUUGGUACAACAGCACCUGCAGGUGGUGGUUCUUCAUUGUUUGGUUCCACAACACCUGCAUUUGGUACAGCAGCACCUGCAGGUGGUGGUUCUUCAGUGUUCGGUUCAACAGCAUCAGCAGGUGGUGGUUCUUCAUUUUUUGGUUCGACAUCUGCAUCACCAGCUGUGUCAAAUGCAGCACCAGCUUUCUCUAUGUCUUCGUUUGGAGCUCCAUCAACAGCGGCCGCUGUGACUAAUGCUGCACCAGCUUUCUCCAUGCCCUCGUUCGGAGCUCCCACUGCUGCUGCUGCUUCAACUACUGUUGCUGCUUCUCCAGGUUUCUCGACUUCAAAUUUGUUUGGAACACCUUCAUCUGUUCCUUCGACGACAGCUUCAGCUUCUACUACUACUACUACUACUACUGCUGCUGCUCCUUUUUCGAGCAUGUUUCCUUCAACUGCAGCUUCUUCUUCUUCACCCUUUAGCGCAUCAGCAUUUUCAUUUGGAACUGGUUCAGCUUUGGCAAAUACCACUGCUAGCUUUACGCAGACGACUGCUCCUGCGCAGGCGGUACCUGCUGCAACCGCAGCCACUUCGUCAACAACCCCGUCAGCUUUUUCCUUCGGAACUCCAACUUCUUCCCCAUUUGGAUUUAACACAGCAUCUGCUGCAACUACUACUGCAGCAUCGACUGGCUCACUCUCUAGCCCUGCACCCACUAAGCCUUCAUUUUCAGGUUUUGGAGCAGCUACUGGGUUUGCAUCAACAACCACCACCACCACGGGUCCAGUCUUGUCAGCAAGUACAGCAUCUGCAACCCUUGCUACUACUGCAAGUUCAGUAUCGACUGGCCUCCUCUCUAGCCCUGCACCUGCAAAGUCAAUGUUCUCGGGCUUUGAAGGGGCUACUGGUCUCACAUCAACAGUCACCACCACAACACCUACUUCCCCUGCUACUGGUCUCUUUGCUUCGCAAGCUGCUACCGCUGCUGCUUCUACACCAUCUAUUUCGACUCCUGCAGUCGCUACUUCUUUGGCAACAAGCACUCCAGCUUCAGAAGCUAAAACAACCACUACAUCUGCUGCCACAACUAGUCCUUUUCCAAGUUUCUCUUUGUCAACUAAAACAUCAGCUCCAACAUCAUCAUCACCAACUCCUGCAUUGUUCGGUAAUCCUGCUUCGGCUUCUGCAAGUGCACCAGCUGACAGUGCAGCAAAAACUAGUUUCACAGCUUCCACAGCUAGUGCAACUCAGCCAUCAAAUUCGCUAGCUGUAGCCACCAGUAGCGGAACAUCAUCAUCAACUCUCACUUCAACUGUAUCCACUGGACCUAAACUACCAUCUCAGAUCACAGGAAAAACUGUUGAAGAGAUAAUUAAAGAGUUGAAUUCUGAGCUCCAGGAGCGGACUGGAAAAUUUAGAAAGCAGGCUCUAGCUAUUGCUGAUUGGGAUAAGAGAGUUCUGCAGAACCGCGACGUUUUACUUAGGCUCGAGACUGAAGUGGCGAAAGUAGUCGAAUCGCAGGUGAACUUGGAGAGACAGCUGGAGCUAGUUGAAACUCAUCAACAAGAGGUUGACAAGGCUUUGCUAAGUGUAGAAGAAGAAGCUGAGCGUAUAUACAAGGAUGAGCGUGCGUUAAUUCUUGAGGAUGAUGCUGCAUCAACAAGAGAUGCCAUGUACGAGCAGGCUGAAUAUGUUGAGAGGGAAAUGGAGCAAAUGACAGAACAUAUAAAAUCAAUUAUUCAGACCUUAAAUGCUAGUCAGGGAGGGGACCUCGAUGCAGCCGAUGGGAUGAAUCCGUUAGAUGUUGUCGUUCGCAUUCUAAACAAUCAGCUCAGUUCACUUAUGUGGAUUGAUGAAAAGGCUGGGGAGUUCUCUUCUCGCAUUCAAAAACUAGCAGACCAGGAAUCUCCUGUAAACCAGAGCCCUGUUGGGUCAAGGUAUUGGAUGGGUUGAUUACUUGAUCCCAUAUCUAGAAGAACACUUUUCACAUCAGCUGCAUUUUGUACUGCUUAGCUGAAUGGGCGAGGGAUAUGUUUUGUAAAUCUUCAUGAAUAGGCAGUUAUUAUAUUUACGGUUUCGCACAAUUUUAUGGUGUGGACUGUGUAAUACCAAAUAGAUCUGUAUUAACUCUUUUUUCCCUAUACAGUUAGUCAAGCUGAUUUUUUUUUUUCAGUUUAUCUUUCAACAUCAUUGUAAAAAACUCAAAAAUACAACUGGAGGAAUCAACACCGCCAGCACUGAUUUAUCUGUUCUGACUUGUCAAGAGACUUGAAUUGGUUUCAUCGAA
Messenger RNA from Papaver somniferum (opium poppy), 2860 nucleotides. Its product is annotated as nuclear pore complex protein NUP62-like. The record is from RefSeq and is a predicted model, not a curated record. The transcript has 9 exons. Lineage: Eukaryota; Viridiplantae; Streptophyta; Magnoliopsida; Ranunculales; Papaveraceae. The coding region runs from base 220 to 2526 and encodes 768 amino acids. Gene Ontology annotation, biological process: protein import into nucleus; RNA export from nucleus. Gene Ontology annotation, cellular component: nuclear pore central transport channel; nuclear pore. Gene Ontology annotation, molecular function: phospholipid binding; structural constituent of nuclear pore.